Malassezia pachydermatis is the source of this 1050-nucleotide messenger RNA. RefSeq lists its product as hypothetical. NCBI's taxonomy places the organism in Eukaryota, Fungi, Basidiomycota, Malasseziomycetes, Malasseziales, Malasseziaceae. The record is from RefSeq and is a predicted model, not a curated record. Bases 1 to 1050 code for a protein of 349 amino acids. The transcript has 3 exons.
AUGGCUGAAGAGCUCGGUGAUCUUGCCAUGCUGCUUCAUUCACCGCCCGCAACGUCUUCUGCUGUGGGCCCCUUCCUACCGCCCGAGACCCAGUUCAGCCUUGUCGAUACGAUCGAAAGCACGCUGCAAAAUGAAGCAUACCGGAACGAGCAAGUUCAAUCUAUCAUGGCUUUCUUAUCCGACCCUGAAAAAGCACGCAUUUGUGCGGAGACCAAACUGAUCGAAACACCACAUUUUGAGCCUGUGAACGACUCAGCGAUACUAGGCAAGACGCGUGGUGCUGCCUGCCCUGCUGAAGAUACAUCAGAUACCGUAUACGAGCAGCGACAUCUGAAGCAUGAACGGGCGGAAAAACGUCUACGCCGUCUGGAGAAAGAAGCUCUCAUCCGUGAUCGACGCAGAGCUAUGGAGCGCCUAUCUCGCCUAGAACAGGUGGAUGUCCAGAAACUCUUACCAGCCCUCGAAGCUCGGCAGGCGCAAGAAGAAGCAUCUCAGCCCCCCAAAACUCGCGAAGAGCUCUUGACGUAUGUCACAGAGAUCCAUGCUACUAUGCUGGCAGAUGCCCGCGCUAUCCUGGACCGAUACAACACGCUCUUACCUGAUGAGGUAGAGCAUGAUGCCAGUGCAGCCUCGUCGGUAGCUACAUUAUCUACCGCCUCUACACCGGAGCCUAGUGCCACGCAGCGACUCCAUCGGCCGCCCCGCUCAAGUCACACGGGCACGGCCGCUACGGCCACCGUUUCACUCACCACGAAACGCCCACAGCGAGUGGGUCCCACACUCUCUGAAAUUGCAUCGACUUCAGCUACGGAAGAUCCUAUCACUACCACACCAAAACACACGGAUACGGAUGCGAUACCCUCUCACGAUACCCCCGUACCGUCCAUCCCACCUCCGAAGCAACGACGAAACUCUCGACGAACGAAAUCCACUUCUGCCUUUGGCGAACGUGUGCCUGACUAUCUGGCACGAACAGAGCCGUUCGAUGAUACCAUGACCAACUGGAUCACAUCUACGAUGGAAGCUGUGGUCACAGAGCCAGCGCUGUAG